Messenger RNA from Engraulis encrasicolus (European anchovy), 2698 nucleotides. RefSeq names its product chloride channel CLIC-like 1 (gene clcc1). Gene Ontology annotation, cellular component: membrane; endoplasmic reticulum. The transcript is spliced from 10 exons. NCBI's taxonomy places the organism in Eukaryota, Metazoa, Chordata, Actinopteri, Clupeiformes, Engraulidae. Gene Ontology annotation, molecular function: chloride channel activity. The record is from RefSeq and is a predicted model, not a curated record. The coding region runs from base 352 to 2424 and encodes 690 amino acids.
AUGCAAUGCAGUGUCAACAUUGGUAAUGGAAACGGUUCAUGCCCAAACGCAACCCCUGGAACUACCAUGUAUUGAAAUCUAGGUGCCCGCAACCACAGUGAUUUGUUCGAUAUUAUUCAACAUAUAGGGCCUAUGUCGCGAUUACAAACUAUUUGGUACGAUCUUGGCUGCGAUUUGCUAACAUUAUCGCCGCCGCUAAAGGCCUAGCCAUUGUGACAGGUCCUAGCAGUGUUGUUAUAUGCAUUCGGGCUAUAAUAACACUGUCUGUGUCGUAAAUAGAUACAGAGCAAAUCUUCGUUGACUGCUCUGGCUCCUUUUGGAGCUACAUCUCCACGCAAACUGUGGUCCAAAAUGUCCGCUCUCGGACAGUUUACACCAGAGAGAUGUUUACUUAUUUUCAGUCUGUUCAGUGUCUUGCUUCUUGCGCGAGGCCAAGAUGAUGAUUGGGUCGAUCCAUUUGACAUGCUAAACUACGACGCCACAUCAAAAACUAUGAGAAAACCUGAGACUGCCAACUACAACAAUGUACCUACCAAACGGAGAGAGUACAUCCAGGACGCGCCACAGUGCCCACAGUGCCCUACACUACAAUGUCCAGAUGUGUCAGAGUGCACCAAACAAGUCGAGAAGCUACAGAAGGAACUAGAUGAGCAUAAAUUUAAGGUGACAACUACGCCUCAGCCUACACCUUCGCCUCAGCCCCUCACCUGCAACCCUCUCUUCAAACGGUUUAUCGCCAAACUCCUGAAGGAAAUCUCGAAACUGGGCGACUUGUCAAGUGUAAGUCCAGGUGACGAGUACUACGAUGCCAAAGUGCAGCUGACUGCGAGGGGUGUUGCAGAACUCCAGAAGGUGGUGAAUGGCGAGAGCUGGACCACAGGCUCCCUGGACGAUGCCCUCAGCAAGAUCCUGGUGGACUUCAAACGGCACGACUAUGAGGCCUGGAAGUGGCGCUUUGAAGACGCCUUUGGAGUUGAGCUGGACACCGUCAUGAAGACCUUGGGGUGUGUGGUGCUGAUUGUGGUGAUCAUCAGUAGUGAGCUGUGGUCCACGGUCUCUUGGUUCGUCCAGUUCAGGAGGAUGUUCGCCCUCUGCUUCUUCAUCAGCAUCGUCUGGAACUGGUUUUACCUGUAUAAGAUCGCCUUUGCUGAGCAUCAGGCCAAGAUUGUGAAGAUGGAGAAAGUAAGCGACAAAUGUACUGGUGUGAAGAAGAUUGACUGGGUGGACAGUUUACAUGAGUGGUACAGGAGCACAUGGACUCUACAGGAUGACCCCUGCCAAAAGUACUAUGAACUCCUAAUGGUCAACCCUCUUCUCCUGGUGCCUCCUACUAAGGCCAUCUCUCUCACCCUCACCACCUUCAUCACGGAGCCUCUGAAGCACCUGGGCCAGGGCAUUAGUGAGUUCCUCAGGGCCCUGCUGAAGGACCUGCCCAUCACCCUGCAGAUCCCCGUGCUGCUCACCAUCGUACUCUCCAUCGUGCUGUGCACGUACGGCAGUGCCCAGACAGCCAUCACGCACAUGCUGACGCGGCCGCUAAGGAGAGGACGUCGCGACCCCCCUCCUCCCGGCAUCGAGGGCCGCCCGCGACCACGCCCAGCCCCGCUGGCCGAGAGAGCACACUCUGACACCGAGGAGGAGGAGAUGGGGGAGGGGGAGGAAGACGGGCCGCGAUACCUAGGAGCAGGGGACGCCCCUGUCCGACGGAGAAGCGCUGAUCAGGGGAGGAGGGCUGGAGGUGGAGGUGGAGGAGAAAGAGGAGGUGGAAGAGGAGGAGCAACAGUAGCAGCAGGAGCAGGAGGAGAUGUGAGAGAAAGACGGGGAGCGGUACGCCAGAGGACUGCAGCCAGGCCUAUGGAAGAACGCCGUCGAGUCGUCGUGGAGACCCUGCGGAACGCCGAUCACCGUUACAGCGGGGAUGAGACGGACAGGCCGAGGACACAGGAGGGGGAGGGAGAGGAGGAUGCUAGAUCUGACCAGGCCUCUGGAGGAGGGGAGGAGCAGGGAAGUGCAGGGGAGCAAGAAGGUCUUGAUGUUACUCCUUCCUCUCCUACUACUGUGGUAAAGAAGGAGAAAGAGAAGAAGGAGAAGGAGGAGAAGAAGCUGCCAGUCAAUAAAGACUCCCCCAGUAGAGACUCUGUCCAUGCUGAGGCUGAGGGGGCAUCUGGGGGAAACGGGACUAUGGGAGCUCCACACCAGCUGGGGCAGCAGAGAGUCAAAGCAACACCAUCACCAUCACCAGCCGCACAGACACCUCAGAGUCCGAAGACACCAGAGAGACAGGGGGCCUCAGCAUCACAACACACACCUACAGCGUCUGUACAAGAGCUCAAAGCACAGGGGCCUUCCUCGAAACAGGAAGCACCAAUAACAAGUGGAUUUGUUGAGAACAUCGGGAUGCCAGUUCAGGAGUCGGGACAGUGAAACACAUACACUAUGUGCCAUUUUGACUUACAUUGUCUUGUACCUUGAAGUGCCAGUGGUAAUUUAAUUACACAAUGUGGAAUAUGGUGCUUCAGGUGUUAAUUGUCCUUCCCAGGUCUUUUGGGUUAUUUUGGGAUAUUUUGUUUGUGUAAAUAAAUGGGCCUUCAUCAUGACUUUAUUUGUAAUCAAAUGAACAUGCUUUUUGUUGUUCAAUGAUCUUACUUAAUUUUGUUAACAAAAAUAAAAUAUUUUAAACUAUUUUUUACACAAAAUA